Sapajus apella (tufted capuchin) is the source of this 2360-nucleotide messenger RNA. RefSeq names its product KH homology domain-containing protein 1. The coding region runs from base 1320 to 2144 and encodes 274 amino acids. The record is from RefSeq and is a predicted model, not a curated record. Gene Ontology annotation, cellular component: cytoplasm. NCBI's taxonomy places the organism in Eukaryota, Metazoa, Chordata, Mammalia, Primates, Cebidae. The transcript has 4 exons. Gene Ontology annotation, molecular function: RNA binding.
CCUUUGGCCCAGGCUUGCAAGAGAAUACACUCAGAGCAGCUCUACUUAUUCCUGUCCAUCAGUUGCCGGUUGAGUACUGGCACUGCACAUACCUGCUCCACAGAAUCUAAAACCUUCAGGAGUCUACCUGCUCAAAGGUCCUGGGUUUCUACAGCCCUUCUUCAUCAAGGGUGGGGCCACAGCUUUGUCCCAAGAGGGUAAACUGCCUCCUUGUUCCUUUACUGGCUUGAGACUCCUAGGCUGUGUCCGAACUAGCUGAUAGGCCAGAAGUCUUAGGAUGAAAAGAAUACUAGAGUCGUCCUCAAAGUUAGAACUUUUGUUGGUGUCUGUGUUCUCUCACUCCUGUUACCUACCUUGGCCCUUCCCUACCUACAUUUGUGAUUUUGUGAUUUCACUGAAGAAUUGACCUUAGACAGGGUCUUGCUCUGUCGCUGGGGCUGGAUGUAGUGGUGCGAGCUCAGCUCACUGCAGCCUCGAACUCUCCGGCUCAAGCAAUCCUCUUGCCUCAGCUUCCCAUGUAGCUGGGGCUACAGGCAUGCAUCACCAUGCCCAGCUAGUUUUAAAAUUUUCUGUAGAGACAAGGUUUCCCGAUGUUGCCCAAGCGGGUCUCGAACCCGUGGGCUCGAGCGAUCCUUGCGCCUUGGCCUCCCAAAGGGUUGAGAUUACAGGUGUGAGCCACCAUGCCCGGCCUGACCUUUUGUAAAUACUCCCAACUAAUUGUCCAAACGGACUGGAACAAAACAAUCCCCUUCCCAAUACUGCGAGACAGGGCAAAAUUCUUCAAAUUUAUGUUUGAGGCCAUAAACCAACAGCAGUAAAAUGAAACCCUCAGGAAGCAAUGACAAGAAACCCAGGAACACUCAUUUCCUCCAGCCCAAGUGGCAGAUGGGAUCUCAAAUACACCAUGGUGUGAUGUGUGACACGCUGUUCGCUGGGGAUGUGGAGCAUUUCAAGUGCCCCGCAGAGGUGGGCCUGGGGCACUCCUCACAGAUACCCCUCUCCACAAACACCCCUCCCCAGGCAACAUUCCUGGGGACCCUAGACCUCCCUUUGGUGGACCGGCUCCCGAGGGUCUCUAAGGUUUUUCACCUUAUCUCUGGGUGAACUGAAGGCAGGGGAAUAGGCGGCCCCACAGCCUGGGUCCCCGAGACCCCGUCCGGGCUGAAAGCAAGAGACGCCGCCUGGAAGCCACUCAUCAAGCAGCUCCGCCGGCUUGGUAAGGGGUGGUCGUUGAGGUCUGGGUCAUUGCCACUGGCUCCUCCCUCCGCCCACUCUAGCUUCCCGGACUCAAGAGCUGCUGAACUAUCGGCGCGUCGGCAAUGGGCUCCUUAGGCUGGCUCCUGCACAGAGAAGGCGGGAGGAGGGCUCUGUGCUGCUUCCCCUGCCUUUGCUGCGCGCUUCCGGCGGGGUCGCCGCCACUUCCGCUCGAGCGCGCCUCGCGCUGUGCGCGCACGGACCCAAGGAAGGAUCGGGUGCGCGGCCCGGGAGACACCGCCGUCUCCUCAAAUCAGCCGGGCCUCCAGCCGCCGCCGCCGCCGAUACCCUGCCUAGGCCUGCGGCGCGCCACCCUCACCUCCUUCAUUCCUACCGUCCACGCCAGCCUUGGCGAACUGACCCGCUUGUGGUCUCGAACUCGGUGGGAGCAGAGCAUGGACAUGGGAACGAGUGGUCUCUUGAAGAAGCCAUGGUGGACCCUGCCUGAAAACUUUGAUGCUCCAAUGGUGUUCCACAUGGAAGAGGACCAGGAGGAGCUUAUCUUCGGGCACAGUGACACAUACCUUCGCUGCAUCGAGAUGAACAGCCGCACCCUUAUUCAGCUGGAGAGCUGGUUCACAGCUACAGGCCAGACUCGUGUGACUGUAGUGGGACCACACAGGGCCAGGCAGUGGCUGCUGCACAUGUUCUGUUGCAUGGGGAGCCGGGACUCCUAUUGUCAUGCUCGAGGCCUGGAGAUGCUGGAACGUGUCCGAAGCCAGCCCCUGACCAACGAUGACCUGGUCACCUCCAUUAGUGUGCCACCAUACACUGGAGAUCUGUCUUUGGCUCCCAGAAUAAGUGGAACCGUGUGUCUUAGCGUUCCUCAGCCUUCCCCUUACCAAGUGAUUGGCUGUUCGGGAUUCCAUCUGAGUUCACUCUAUCCAUAAUUAAGGACUGACCUCCACUGGGAAGUGCAGAUGAGAGAAGUCUUCGCUUCACUUUUGGUGAGAAAGACAUGAAAGACACUGUAGAAAGUUUGGAUUUCUGGGUCGAGUCGUGUCCCUCUGAUGCCUUCUAGGCAUGUGUCUGAGGGAAGUCUCCUGAAUGUAAGAAAGUGUUAUAUUGGCAAAGUAAUCCAAUAAAAUAAGCUACCUAAGAUGAAA